This is a messenger RNA of Nothobranchius furzeri (turquoise killifish), 6138 nucleotides long. RefSeq names its product cabz01093075.1 (gene ccr8.2). The record is from RefSeq and is a predicted model, not a curated record. Gene Ontology annotation, biological process: G protein-coupled receptor signaling pathway; calcium-mediated signaling; immune response. Gene Ontology annotation, cellular component: membrane; external side of plasma membrane. NCBI's taxonomy places the organism in Eukaryota, Metazoa, Chordata, Actinopteri, Cyprinodontiformes, Nothobranchiidae. Gene Ontology annotation, molecular function: C-C chemokine receptor activity; C-C chemokine binding.
CUCUGAGAGGUGAAUAUAUCACAUGAAAGUUUUCAUACAGGUUGUAUAAUCAUAUAAAACACAGAAGGUGUAGCGUUUGUAUUUUUCAGUUACCUGUCCAGCUUGAAUGCCAGAAUGAAUUUCACCAGCAGCUAUGAAAUGAGUGCCAAUGGCAGAUAUACUGCUGAAGCCAUCAAUGACACCACUACUGAGGACUACGACUAUGACGAAAACUACUCUGGCAUUUGUGUGUAUGAAAAGCAUGGGGCCCAUUUUCUUCCUCCUCUCUACUCCAUCUUCUUCCUCCUGGGCCUUUUUGGUAACUCCCUAGUGAUCUGGGUCAUUGCUUGUGGACUCCGGCUGCGCAGCAUGACCGAUGUGUGCCUGUUCAACUUGGCCAUUGCUGACCUGCUCUUGGUGUUUACCCUUCCCUUUUUGGCCCACGAGGCCCGAGACAAGUGGAUUUUUGGAGACGCCAUGUGUAAGAUAGUCCUGGGUGUUUAUCACAUCGUCUUGUACAGUGGGAUUUUUUUCAUCUGUCUGAUGAGCAUCGAUCGCUACCUGGCUAUAGUUCAUGCCGUCUAUGCUCUCAAAGCACGGACUCGGUCCUUUGGUGUGAUAGCAGCUGCUGUUACAUGGUUGGCUGGAUUUUUGGCCUCUUUCUCUGACCUGAUCUUCCUCAAACAGAAGACCAGCCCCAGCAUGUCUCAGUUCUGCUUCCCAGACAUUCCUUCAAGUUGGAAUUUUCUCGGUCCUCACAGCUGGAGAAUUUUUGGCCUUGUUAAAAUGAACAUUUUGGGUCUGUUCAUCCCAAUGUUCAUUUUGGGUUUCUGCUACACUCACAUCAUUUUGAGGCUGCUGUCCAGCCGCUCAUCCAAGAAACAGGCCAUUCGUUUAGUUCUCAUGGUGGUGGCUGUUUUCUUCUGCUGUUGGGUUCCCUACAACAUCACAUCGUUCUUCAAAGCUCUGGAGUAUUUGGGGGUCUAUGCAUCAUGCGAAAACAGCAACGCCAUCCGACUGGCUCUGCAAGUCACCGAAGCCAUCGCUUACUCCCACAGCUGCCUCAAUCCGUUCCUGUAUGUGUUUGUCGGGGAGAAGUUCAGGAGACAUCUGCUGAGGCUGAUACACAGAGCUCCAUGCAGCCUGUGUCAGGUGAUCAAGAUGUGCAUACCUCAAGACAGACGGGGUACUUCAGUGUACUCGCUAACUACCAGUAUGGAAGAAAGGAGCACUGGUGUGUAAAUGGGACUAUGGAAGAGGUGAUUAUGAGUUCUCUUCUUUCUUAAAUCUGUUUUUGGUGAUUUUGUUGAACAUCAGAACAUUUGGUGUCAAGUAAAAAUAGCUAAUCCCAAGUUUUUGUUGGUUUUGGGUCAGUGAUAGGAAUGUACAGUAAACAGCUCUGUCCCCCAGAAUUCUUCUGUUUUGUUACUUAAAUGACUCAAAUCAGCUGACCAACUCUAAAGUCAGACAAAAAUGAGCAGAGAAAAUACAAAAGGUCUCUGUCAGUGUGCCCCAGAGCAGCUGUGGCAACUGUUGCUCAUCUCCAUCAGUGUGUGAAUGGAUGAAUGAUGGUGUAAAGCACUCUGGAGUCCUCUGAUUCAGAAAAGUGUUGUAGAAGUGCAGCCAUAACCUUCCUGUUACUAUUCUUGUGUUUUCUAAGAAAGUUGCGCAAAAUGUGACUUUUUGAAACCUUUUAGCCUUCUUCCUGUUGUCAGACUGGUUCUGUUGAAGGAAUUUCUUAAUUCUACAUGUCUGGCAUGAAUCAGGUCGUGGUGUGGUUUGUAAAACUGAACUUGGCGUUUAAAUCAAGUAGUUAGUCCCUGUUAAUUCCUGGAUUAACUAGAGGGGAGCUGAGGGAGAGAAAACAGCCAAUUGUAUUUACUCUUGUCAUCUUUCUGAUUAAGUGCAAUCUGUUAGCUGACUGAAACAUUUAAGUGAACCUUUUUUCACCAAUAUAAGUCGAUGUUCAGAGUCAUUAUGUUAAAAGACUGUCUUGCAUACAUUUCUAUUGUAUAUCUUGUUUAUACCAUAAAAACGUAAUAAUAAUAGUAAUCGUGGCUAAGCAGGCAUGUUUGUUUAAGCUAAAUUGUGAGUUAACUUAAACUGUAGCUCAGCUGCAAGAGUCCCAUAGUGAGCUGCUUUGCAUGUUUCAUGUUGUUGCACAGCUUAAAGUCCCUGAAGCAGGCUGCAGCUUUAGUGUAGAAAGGUUUGCUGUAGCAGCCUGUGCACCUCAACCUUGGAAGAAAAAACAAACCAAAGCCACAGAGGAAAGAGGAAAUAUGCAACUGAGCAGCCAAUUUAACCUUUCCAGUGUCUACAAACAUCAGAGCAAUCUGCUGUCAGCCUAUUUCAUUGUUCGUGGAUUCUACUCAUCAACCAACAACGUACUAUUAUUAUUAUUAUGCUGACAGAAUAAUGAUGCAUUUCAGUUGCUUUUUUUUAAAGGACCAGCCUGCAGCUUCUGCAUUAGGGUUCAUUCUUUGAAUGUACAUCAGGUUUUUGACUGUAGAUAAAAAUCAGGCAGAAACUGCAGCCUCUUUUGUUAACAAAUCCCAACAAUGUGCAUCACUAGAUGAUAUCAUUCACACAUUUAUUUAAACUCCACCAUUGCAGAGAGGUGAGGUGUGUCAUAGUUGAGAAGAAACGGUACAUGCUGCGCAACCACAGCCUCCCCCUUAUAUUCCUGCAUUUCCUGCCUGCUACAGACAAUUGAAGACAAAACGUCGACACUUGAAAACUUCACUUGAUUUUCCACAGGUGGCUUGUAACAAAAAAUACAGAGUGAACCCUGCAUGAACCCAGUUUAAAAUAAAAGUUUCACGUUUAUUAUGAAUUUAAUUAUUUGCAUUGUUUUGGUUAUGCAUUAUUGUAAAAUAUUUGAAAGUAAAUUGUAUUUUAUGUUUAAACUGAAUGGAUAAAACACACAUUUUUGCUGUUUCAUCAUCCUCUCUAUUCUUUGCCAUCCACAUGGUUGUUUUAUUUUCUGAAUAAGUUAGAAGGCACCAUGUCACUUGUGGGUAAACCAAAUUCAUGCACAAAUGUGUAUCAUUCUUAGCAGUCACAGAAGAGAGAAAGGAAAUGUUGCUCAUAAACAGAAGUACUCGUGAAUAUGUGCCCAAAAAAAUAAGGUCAAGAGACUUUCAUUGAGGCUUUAAAUGAGCCAUGAUGAGCACAGCGAGGUGUUUGAACUGUAAUCCAGAAAGAAGUGACAUCAGGCCGGCAAUUCGUGAGAAAGAUCUUUUUUUUUCACACUUUUCAUCCCAAACAUGUUCAUAACUUUAUCAAAUCAAAGACAAAGUUUGAUGAUCUAAGCACGGUGACUUUAAAUACCUUGGAUGAUUUCAUUGAAUGUAGCAUUGAAAACUGUAAAAAAUAAACCCAUAAGCAAUAUUAGUUAAUGCAUCAUUAUUCAGCCAUGUUGAAAGUGGAGGACACAGUCCUUAAGAUUUAAGGGGAUUUAAUAAAAAAUAAUGACACCUUUUAUAAAUGAUGAAUAAAAUAUUAUUUAUUUAUACACAUCAAAACUACAUUUGCCAGCCGCUUAGGGUUUAGCAUCCAAAAAUGCAUUUAGAUCACCCGAGGGUUUGGUAAACAAAACAGUUCCUGUGGUUUAGCAUCUGGGUGAUGGUUCACACGUUGACUGACACUAUGUUUGGUAGCAAUUUACACAAGACUUGUUAGACACAGAAAGUUCUGCAAAAACAAACAGGAACAAAUCAAGAAGUGGUUCUAAGAUGAUCAAUGCUUUGUUUCUCGUGAUGUUCUGGGUGCAUUUUUGAAGGUUUUAGCUCCAGAAAAAGGAAAAGGUUUAGUCAGAUCUGAUCUAGUGGUUGUGAUAACGUCAACUUCUACCACGUGAACACCCAGAUGUUAAAGGACCACCGCACUAUCACUUCCAAAUCUGAUAAAAAAAAGAAACUUUCAUUUAACACAGUGAGAACAUCAAUAUUGUAUUCCUAGACUCAGAUGAGAUUGUUGCAAAGGGCUAUUGUGCACUGGCAAAGGUCUUCCACCCCCUUAAUGUACCCGAGGGUGAUAAAGGUUAGUGAGUGAGAUUAGAAACGGGUUGGGUUCUGGAGGCCACAAUUACCAAUGUACCAUCAUGUAACUCAGCAGUGGAGCUAAAUAACAGAAUCGUGAUAUUAGGGUUGUGAUUCAUGUUUAGUAUAUGAUGGAUAAAUAUCAUAAACUUUAGUUGGUUAUAAAUUAAGUUAAUGAACUCACUUAUUUUGUGUCAGAAUUUCAUGUGCAAAUGUCACUUUUUUGAAUUGUUACACACUUAAGGAUUUAAAUGAUUGCUUUUUAUAAAAUUUCAAUGCAAUUCCUUCUAACUGGGAGAAAGUGAGACUCUCCCUUGUCAGAUUCAGAUUUUUUAUGCCUAUUGAAAGAAAUGGUAGCAGGGCUGCCAACGCUCGCGCAAUGAGCGUGAGUUUGACCGUCUUCACACACUUCACAAAUGCCACAACCCCAAUUUCUCCCACUGAAAACAGGUCCUCUACUUGAGCUAAACAUUGCCAACCUAAGUACACAACGCCAAAAAUUAGGGGAAUUGACACCCUCCAGUUGCAAAAAGCUAGAACUACACUCCGAUUGUGUUACAGUUUUUCUCAGUUGCUAAAACACAAAAGCCAAUCCUCUAAACCAAUAUGACCAGUUGUCUAAACACAUUUACUAAAUCUAGCCAUCAUUUUCCAACAUCAUAAACACAUUUCACAUGAAGACACAAAACACAAUCCUCAGUUCUCAUAAAUCUAAACACAUUUUUCCUUGCUAAAACACAAGUUGCAAAAGAACUUUGCUCAUAUUCUCAAAUGAAAGCUCAUGUGAUGCCAAAUGCUUGCCACAGUCAGCACUAACUAAACACAAUGAACACACCUGUCGUCAUUCAUUACACACAACGACUCAAAAUUGAAGACACUUGUUGCUAAUUCUGUGACCACAUGUCCUCACCUUCCUAGAGGAGCUAAAAGACAUCCUCCUGGGCCACCAACAACACCAUCCUGGGCCCGCACAUCCUGGGCCCGCACAUCACAUUUAUGUGAUCAUUUGGGACAAUGUCCGCUUCCACAGAACAAACCAAAUGAGAGAGUGGCUCACCACCAACAGAAACCACUUUUUAAACGUCUGUCUGCCACCCUACUCCCCUUUCCUGAACCCUAUAGAGGAGUUCUUCUCAUCGUGGAGAUGGAAGGUUUAUGACAGACAACCAUACACUAGAGAGAACCUCCUAAGGGCAAUGGAGCUGGCCUGUGGUGACAUCCCAGUGGAGGCCUUACAAGGAUGGAUUCGUCAUUCCAGGGUGUUUACCGGCAGUGCCUGGCAAGAGACAAUAUAGCCUGUAAUGUGGAUGAGAUGAUGUGGCCCGAUGCAGCUCAGCGACAUGAUGCCGCACUGUGUGUGUGUGUGUGUGUGUGUGUGUGUGUGUGUGUGUGUGUGUGUUGUGAAUAAAGUAAAUAAAAAAUUUCACACCCUGCUCAUGAUUUCAAGAGUACUGUUGUGUGCAAUAGAUUCUGUUUUUGCAUUGAGUUGUGUUACAGUAUUGUACAUGCAGAAUUUUCUAUAGAUUUAUACUCUUCAUAUGAAACUUACAAAUCUAAAUGCCUAAUCCUCUGCAGAGAUCUAAAAUCCGUAACUGUAAAGUUUCUAAAAAUGGGCAAAUUGACAGUUAUGAAAAAAAGAACCUUCUCACAAAUUGAGCAUUGUGUUUUCAAUUGUUUUGCUGUAGUGUGUAAUGAUGUGUAUAGUGUUUACAUUUUUGAAAGCUUUGAGCUGCUCUUUGGGUGUGAAAGUUUGAGUUUUGAAGUGAGAAGGUGUGGUUGUGUUAAUGUAGUUUUAGAAAAGGGUGUUGUGUUUAGACAUUGGGGAACAUGGAGGAAACGUUUAUGAAAUGUGUUUUAGCAUUUGAGAAAAACUGUAAAGUACUUUAUAGACAAUAUUUUACCCUCCCUACCUCGGUGAAGCUGCAAAAAUCCUGAUUUUCCCUUUUUAUUAACAUUAAUAUUAAGAAGGAUCAAGAUUAAGAUUUUGACACAUCGUCAAAACCUUUUUAACCUUUUUGGCACCUGCGAAACUGAUACAACAAGAUAGUUUCCUGCAGAACAAAGCUGAUAUUGUUACAACUCCUGAAGAGUUAUUCCUGAGACGCAAACUAGUUCCAAC